Phasianus colchicus (ring-necked pheasant) is the source of this 7311-nucleotide messenger RNA. Lineage: Eukaryota; Metazoa; Chordata; Aves; Galliformes; Phasianidae. The record is from RefSeq and is a predicted model, not a curated record.
AUUUAAUGCUAGACCAGGCUGUCCAGGGCCUCAUCCGAUCUGGCCUUGAACACCUCCAGGGACGGGGCAUUCCAGACAGCUGGAAGUUGAGUGGCUUUCUCUUUAGGUAAGGCUCCCGUCCCUCUUAAGUGCUCAGAAAAUUCCUGUGCUUUGUAGCAGCGCUGUUACUUAGGGGUAAGAGGUUGCUUUCAGCCCUGAGCUCCAGGCCUGAAGCAGAACUGAGCUCUGUUCUGCUUUGGUGUGCUUACAUUAAAUUUAGCUCCUGAGAACACUGGUUACAGCCUUUAUGGUUAUGCUGUCUCCGAUUCAUAUCUUAACUACUAGGAAACGUUUCCAUCCAGGCCAUUUUUGGCAAGAAGCAGGAGGUUUCUGCACGCUGUGGUGAGCUGAAAUAUUUCUGGAUAGGUUUUAAUUGUGAAUAGGCUGAUUGCUUCAGGUCAGGCUUAGGGAAUCUGGAUCACAAUGUCUGCUGAAUGGCAGAAACUUUCCAAGCAGAGCAUGUGACUUGAGAUCUGGUUUUAUUGGAGGUGCAAUGGAUGUGAUACAAGAGCUUGAAUCUUUACAAUUAUUGUGCUUCUGAAAUGCCUGGGAGAUGCACAUUCUGAGGCAGAAAAUUUUUUUGGGAGCUAAAGCAUACAUCCUUAUUAGUUUUACAUAAGGUGACUUCCAUGUGAUUAACGUGGAACUACUAACUAAAAAAUGUUUGCUACUCAUUUAUUUUGAAUUUCUGGGAAAUGCUAUUAGUGUCACUGUUUUUAGUCAUCCCUCAUUUUAGUCAUUAACAAGGCUCUUUAGCACGUGAAAGUGCAUGCUGGCUAUUAGAUAUAAACUGAAAAUGAUCUACCAGAUCCUUCCCUACUGAUACUAUUCCAGGCCGCCUUGUGCUGUGGCCAUCUGCCUGUCCUCUAGCAGCACUGCCAGUGUGUAACUCAUUGUUAUUGUCUCUUAACUUGAAAAUUAAAGUUAGUUAAGUGAUUCUAAAGAAGUGUCUUAGAUUGGGCAUAGUAAAUUUCUGUAUUUCCUCUCGAAAGCUGUUUAGUGUAGGGUACUGUGAUUGGGAAGAAUGAGGAGGCUGAAAAAAGAAAUACCUUUAGUUGCAACGUUUGUGUUAAAAUCUUUAGAAGCUUAGCACGUGGCGUAAAGCUGAACUUAUGAAAAUCCACUGGGCUGAGAAUUAGAGAGUUGAACUUUCAGAUUAUUUCAAUUUAUUGCAUUGAUUGUUUUAUUUUAAAAUGGUAUGUGGGGCUGAUUCUUUCCUAUAAGAAUUCCUUGAGAGUCUGGUAACCAUUAUUGUGGCUCCCUUGUUUUAGUUCCGACCCCUUUUCCCUUCUCUCUCCUUUCUCCCCCUUCCUCUAUUGCCUCCCCCAAUCUGCAUUCCUUUGUGCUAGCAGUGAUGAUGGCAGUUCUAGUCACCUCCUGUGGUUUGAUAGAUUAUUCCCUUUAGAAACAUGUGUACUUAAAACUUUCCAAACAUGAUUCUUUUUUUUUUGGCUCCCACACUUUUUUGAUGAUGGCUUUGAGUUUUGUUUGUAGAAUUUGUCCUUUCUGUUUUUGCUUUGAAUUUUCAUAUAUAGCAGAGAGAAAUCUUGUUAAACCUUUAAUGGAAAGUAUUAGUACUUAUAUUGUUGUUUACAUUUCUUUUUGCAUAGUUGGGAGGUGAUAAUAUACACAGCAAUUUUGCUUUUUGGCAGCACUGAGUUUCCUUCUUCCCUGCAAGCACACAAGUUACGUUCUUUUAGCAGGAAACUGUUUGCUUGAAAUUUUUAUUUCUCUAAAGUAAAUUUGGACUAUUUUUAAAUUACUACAUUUCUCAUCUGUCGUUCAUGGGCUGUGCAAGUGUAGAACCUAAAAUCAAGAGAAUUGUCAGCGCUCUAAUAUUAAUCUUUUCUACUUUUUUUUUUUUUCUCGAGUCAAUCAGUUCAUGCAAGUAAUGUCAUCAACAAGCUGGCAAGGAAGUCACAACUGUCAGUGUUUUGUAGUGGGCAGAAAUAACUUGUGAAGGCCGUGUUUCUGUGAAUUGCUUGCUCGGGGUGAGGCAGCAGGCAGGGCUGUUGCUAAAUACGUUAUCUGGGUUAUGGCUCUUGGUUUCCUGACAGCAGUAUUCUUUCAUGCAAGCAGCUGAAGAUCUCGCUUUAGAAUAUAUAGAAAGUUUCUUUACUGUAUAUAAAGAAAACUUACUGAAUUGCAAAACCAGAAUAAUACAGCUAGCUUUGCACUGCUUGUAUUUGUGUUAUGUUACUGAAACCCUGUCCACCACCUGUGUAAUGCUUAUUGAUGUUAGCAGUAAGAGCAAGGGUUCUGAUUACCUAACGUUAGCAUCAUUGGUCUGAAUUUGGCAUGGCAACGUUAGCUGAAGACCUGUGAAAAUGAACCUCCAACACUUAAGUGCAGGGAAGAAUACUUGCCAUGGUAUGUCAGAUUGCAGGCCCAGAGCUUUGGGAGCACACGAAGACCCUCACCCAAUGCCAGAGAUGGUGAUUACCCUUUGAUCGUGUGGGUACAGACAGAGCUAAGGGUGUGAAACCAAACUGCGUUUUGCCUAGAGCUGUCAUUAAGUGUUUGCAGAACUGUCUCAGUACAGUCAGAAAUGCAUGUUGUUGCAGGAAAGGCAUCUGAGAUGGAAGAAAGCAGCUUUUGCUGAGCUUUAAAAUUGGAACCCAGCUGGUACAGGAAAGAAUUGGUGAAAUCACAGAAUGGCCAGGGUUGGAAGGGACCUCAAGGAUCAUGAAUCUCCAACCCCCGCCCGCCACAUGCAGGGCCACCAAAUGAAUGCAACAAAAAUGACUGCAGCAACAGUGUCUGCACCUUUACUUUUGUGCUUAUAUCUCUGAUUUGGGAAGACAGGACAUGAGUUCCUCUUUCCUGAAGAAAUCUUGUUUCUUUGUCAGCCCAGGCAGUUGGCUUGCUGCUACUUCUUAGUGCAUUUAAAACUUAUAGAUUUAUGGAAUGUCACAAUUAUAGUUUGGAGAUUUCUAUAUUAAUGCCAGAGUGAGUUAACUUUUUAAAACCAAGCAAGAACCAUUACUGUCCUAGUGGAACCUCAUAGGACAGGGCUGUGGCUCCUCUUCUACUGUCACCUUCCCUUGAGCCAAAAACAGGAAUAAUAGGAGCUUCUGUUGGUGCUAUAUUAACUUUAGGUCUCUAAUUUGCAUCUCAAAUAACAUUGUGAACAGCUUUAAUGCCUUUGAGGGGUUUGGGAGGUUUUUAAAAUUUGUAUGGUAAGUGUGCUUUUCAGCCUAAUUGGGCAGCUCAUAUUAUUAUGGCAUGCUUAAUUCUUCUUUGUGCAGUUUGUGUUGAGGUAAAUGGUACUACAUUCUUCCUUCACCUACUCUGCACCUAUAUUAUGUCUUGCUAUCUUGUUUGUGGCUUUACAUUUUGCACUAUUCCUGUCUUGCACUUCAUGCAGUUACUAGUGGAUACUUGGGUUCUUUAUUAUACUUGUCAAAGCUUGCUCAUAGGGCAAAUUCUUGUCUGCUUCCGUUAACUCCCCCUACGUUCCCACUGACAGAUGUAUUCCUUUGAGGGUUGUGAUUUGACCUCUUCUGAUUUUAGAGGGGUGAAAACUUGAAGGAAGAAAAAAGUUGCAUGUCAUUUGGAUCUGUCGAACCCUGUUGCUUUUAUCAGCUUCCAGACUCCAGAAAUCACAUGCAGAAUGUGAAAGAACCUGGUGUGUUUGGAGUCUGCUGUGGUGUAGGAUGUGGAUCAAACAUGGAAUAGUGGAAUUGUGCUUGGCCAAAUGGCUCUGGAACAGAACUUUUUUGUUAAUUUUUCACAGUCUUAAUAGCAGUGGCAAAUAAUUAUGUCCUGCUUGGAAUGGAGCAUGGUGCUGUGUAAGCAUGCCCUAAGACUACUGCUGUGCUUCACAGCAUCAUUUGUUUCACAGUGUUUAGCGAGGAGGAAGAGAGGAGUAAUGAAAACAGCAUUUGGUAAGUAGCUAAUCAGUGAACUAGCUAAACAUGGUAUAUAUUUCUUCUAGUGGAAAAGGAGAAAGGAGUGAGUACCUAGAACCUCAUCUUUGCUUUUUUGAAAUACAGUUAGAAAUAAAACCAAGUUGAUGAAUUUGAGGAGUGUGGGUAACUUGGGCUGAACUGAAGCAUGGUGGUUUGCUGUAAGGGCUUGGAAAGGUAGAUAACAACAGCAGAGCUCCUGGUUAGAAUAUUUCUGUCACUGAAACCUGGGCAUGAAGCUGAAGCUCAUGGCUGCUCACCUCUCUAGAUGUUGUUUUCCACUUGAGCUUAGCUAGGUGUGUGCUUGCUUGCCAUGUCUUUUUCCAUCAGCACUGCAUCCUGACCAGGCUUGUUCACUUCAGUGUUUGAAUAAGAAAUCUCUGUGCUCUGGAGGUGAGACAGGAUGCUUGUUGCACUUACUCCAGUUUUUUUUUUUUUGCAAAUCUGUUCAGAAUGAUGACCUAUAGAUCGGAUUUGUAUCAGGUGAGCCAUUAAUAUUACCAGAACUAUUACAGAGGAGGAAAAAAUAUGUAGUAUUUUGUCCAUUGUAUGCUUCUUAGGUGUCUCAUUUGUGCUUAAGCUCUUAGUUCAUUUUUCCUCAGUUUAAUGACUUCAAAGUUUGCACUUUCAGUGUGAACAUAUAACUUAUUUUGGGCACAGACUUCCUCCGACUGGCUGUAGCUAAUGCUGUCUGCUGUGGCUCCAUAUCUUCAAGGUUCUGUAUCUGUCAGUUUUUAUUUUGGAGUAUUUGGUUUGCAUGCAGUGUUUUCCUAUAGCCAAGCCUAAGGCUAUAACUGCAGUAAAAGGUGUGUGCAUGUGCUUUUGUGAGGAUGCUCUGUGACACCACGGUGAAAGCCAUUACAUCACUGGAAUGCUGCUUUUUGGUUGUCAGAAGGCAUCUGAUUCUGGAAUUUGUUGGUCAGAGCAGAAGGAUACCAACAGCAUGCAACAGUGCUGCUGAAAUUCUCGUAUUGCUGUGAGAUAUAAUUGGACUUGAUUUAUUUCUGCAUGAGCAAAGUAUGAGGCAGUUUUACAGAAAAGCAGACAUGAAACACUGACAGCAUUUGGAAAUAAACUUUCGCAAUAAGAUGGAAGCCUAAAUCUCAAGACUUUAAACCAAAACAGAAAUGGCUUGUGAUUGCUGAAACAGGACACCUAAGAGCCUCCAACACUUCUGUGUGAGCAGUAGAAAAGGAACAACUACAAUGGUAACACUAAUAACAGAAAAGCUGCAGAACCAGAGCUUGGAUGAUCUGACGUGUAAAACAUACAAUAUUAAUCUGUACUCAUCUGAGAAGUUGAACAAAAGUGGCAGCUUGUUCUCUUUCGAAAUCAACGACAGUCCUUGGAAAGCUCUAAAUGGGGGUUGUCCCAUCCAGACUGAUGCCAGGAAUUCUGCCUACCCUUUCCCAGUGUGCCCCUUCAGCACCGGCCCUGCCACCAAUGGCGCUUUGCAGUGGCAGCAGGAACCCUCCAGCACAUCCAUGGUGUCAGGAUGGAUCAGUGAGUUAAACCUCAACGAAAACUCGGGUCAGCCCUUGGCACCACCCACAAAACGCCACUGCAGGUCCCUCUCGGAGCCAGAUGAGCUGGCUCGCUGUCGCUCACCCUGGAAACCUGGCAAUUCAAAGGUUUGGACUCCCGUGUCAAAGAGACGAUGCAACAGCGGUGGCAGCGCGACCUUGCAACGCUGCAACAGUCAUGGAAGUGCGACCUUGCAGAGAAGCACAAGCAUCAGCCUGCCACAAAACAUACUGUCCCUCAAUAACGUCUUCACCGUCACCAGCUUCAACACAUCACCAGUACCCAGACCUUCCUCUGCCAGCAGCGGGUUUGUGGACAGCAGCGAGGGAAGCACGAGUUCCAGUACCCGCUGGAAUUCUGGAGGGCCCUGUGACUUUAACCCAAGGCGUCGCCUCUCCCUCUCCCAGGAGCACAUCACUGAGACCGGGAAUCUUUUGCCUUCAGCCAACAGCACUCCCACCUCCACACCCGAGCUCAGCCGACGUCAGGGCUUGUUGAGGUGCCGCUCUCAGCCUUGUGUUCUGAAUGAAAAGAAAAGCCGGCUAAAGCGCAGAAGGGAGGAGGAUGUACGAUGGAACAGGCCGUCUUUAGACUUUUUUAAAAUGACACGGGUGAGAUUUUACUUUCCUCAGUUAGUGUGUGUGAAGGGGACAAUUGCAGAUAGGUUUAUUUCUUGAUGAAUCAAACUAAUUUGUAGUUGUCUUUAAUACUGAUCUGUACUAACUUCCCCAGUUCAGUGGAGUUCUUAUUAUGGGGAAAAAUACUAGUAAAACAUUGAACUACGUGCUAUGGAAUACUCACUGAGCUAGCAGGUUUGCUUCCACUUCACUUAGCUGAAAGUCUUUAUUGACUUUAUUGGUCCUUCUACCCAUGUGAGACAGUUUACUUAAUAGCUUAGAGGCUGUUCUCUUUUAGAAAUAUGACUUGAUAAAGCUGUAGGGUAGGUAGUCAGGUGGCCAACCACACUUACUCAUUUGUAAGUUUGGUAAUGAUCUGUGUUCUAGGUACGACUAGACAAUGUUCCAGGUGUUGUUUAAGAUGCUCUUUUCUUAUUUAAAGAAACAAAUAAGACCCAAUUAGCUGUGUUAAUCACUGCUGAGAUUGGGUUGCUAUGUUCUGGAAGUACUAGUGGAUUUACUUUUCAAUUGCGUGUGUGGUCUAAAACAGAUUUCUUCACUUAAACUGAGUAUAAAAUUUAGAAGUUGCCCUUCUCAGGGCUAGAUUAGUUGCUUGCAUUCUUCAAGCUCUCGAGAUCCUUUCAUUUGUCCAUAUGUUAUACUUAAGAAAGAAUCACCUGGGAAGGAUCUGACAGAGCUCAUGUCUGUAGGAAGGGCUUUUUAAAUAUUUAGAUUUGCUACUGAAUUGAAGAGUGUAUAUAAGAGCAAUGUUCAGACAUUCCUGAUCGCUUUUUACUUUGUCUUAUUUUGAAAGCUGCCUUCAUCUUAAGCUUGAGUAGUUUAAGCAGUUUCAUUCUACAGUGUCAUGGUUUGCUGGAGUAAUUUUUUACUCUUUCAGUAUAGUCUUUCCACGCUGCGUCUUAAAUGAAGGGAAGAAAGUGUAGUUGGGAAGUGUAUAAUCUUUUAAAUGAGCUGAACUUCAAUGAAGACAUCUGUUUUAAAACUAGGAAAGGGCUGAAAAUGCUUGAAGUAAAAUUUAAAUCAAGUUUUCAAUCAAUGAUAUGUUCUAGAAUGGUGGUUUAUUAACCUGUUACAUUGAUAAAAGUGUAACAUUUCUUCAUAACCUGUGUUCUCCUUGUGCCCCAAGUCCUAGCAAAUGUAGAUACUUUGGAGCUUACAUUGUGGUCCUAAGCAUUUAUCUCUAAGCUUAAAAAAAAAAAAAA